AUGCACCAGUCCUUCCACGGGAACGGCACGGACGAUUCUCUGUUGGAGCUCUCGGAAAGCUCCGAGCGGGUGGACUGUGCUUCCGUGGACAACGUCCUCAGCGUCACACUCGAUAACAGCUCCGACAAGCUGCCCGGGCAGCCGUGGGUGCAGAGUGGUGCGAGUACUGGCACCAGCACUGGCUCAAGCACAUCCUCCACGCAGACAAGGGCCAAGGGCGGAUUCGAAGCGGAUGCUCCUUGCGACCCGUGGAAUCUCAUCGAGCUCCACCUGAUCCUCCGCCGCAUCUCCGAAACAGACAUCAUCUACCGCGAGCAUCCCCGCCGACAUGAACGAAUUUACAUUGCCAUGGUCAACUGGAAUAAUGAAUUCAUCUUACGGAGCCAUCUCAGCAAGGCGAUUACGGAGCUUUCCUGGAAGCUCGGCCCGGACAACGUAUAUAUCAGCGUCUACGAGAGCGGCAGCUACGACAAUACGAAAGGCGCGCUGAUGGAUCUCGAUGCGGAACUGGAUCGGCUGCAUGUCCCGCGCAAUAUUACUUUGUCGCCCAUCACGCACGAGCAAGAGAUCGCCGCCGCCCCAGGCAACGAGGGGUGGGUUGUGACGCCUCGGGGCAAGAAGGAACUCAGGCGCAUUCCAUACUUGUCGCGAGCUCGAAAUCGCAGUCUGGAACCACUGCACGAGUUGGCCAAGCAGGGGAUAUAUUUUGAUAAGAUCUUAUUUCUCAACGACGUCGUGUUCACGUCCAAUGACGUGUUUGAGCUGCUCGAUACCAAUGAUGGAGACUAUGCAGCCGCAUGCUCCUUAGACUUCUCCAAGCCACCGUACUACUAUGAUACGUUCGCUCUGCGCGACGCCCACGGCCAUGAGGCCGUCAUGCCUACAUGGCCAUUCUUUCGCGAUUCUUCAUCUCGCUAUGCUAUGAAAAACUUAUUACCGGUGCCAGUAACGAGCUGCUGGAAUGGAAUGGUGGCAAUGCCGGCCGCACCUUUUCUGGCCAAUCCACCCCUUCGAUUUCGGGGGAUUCCCGAUUCACUAGCCGCUUUCCAUCUUGAGGGCUCCGAAUGCUGUCUCAUUCAUGCCGAUAACCCUCUAUCCACCCAACAUGGGGUCUACCUCAAUCCUCUAGUGCGUGUGGGCUACACUACUGCGGCGUAUGUGGCGGUCAACCCCAUCUUGAACUGGUUAUCCCCCAGAACCAUCUUGCAAGGAUUGUGGAUCAACAGACUACGUCGCUGGACGACGUUCACCUGGUUGAAGGAGCGAUUGCUUCACAAUCGAAUCGCCGAUUGGUCUCACCUAUCCCCUGAAAACAAAGAGCCCGGGCAGUUCUGUGUUAUUAACGAGAUGCAAAUACUGGACCCUCGGGGUUGGUACCAUGUAUAG
Molecule: messenger RNA, 1386 nt
Organism: Penicillium canariense
Lineage: Eukaryota; Fungi; Ascomycota; Eurotiomycetes; Eurotiales; Aspergillaceae
Product: glycosyltransferase family 69 protein
Exons: 4
Coding region: 1-1386 (461 amino acids)
Source: RefSeq, a predicted model, not a curated record